This is a messenger RNA of Capsaspora owczarzaki ATCC 30864, 785 nucleotides long. RefSeq lists its product as hypothetical. Bases 16 to 612 code for a protein of 198 amino acids. The record is from RefSeq and is a predicted model, not a curated record. The transcript has a single exon. Lineage: Eukaryota; Filasterea; Ministeriida; Capsasporidae.
CAGUCUCAACCCAACAUGUUCAAGAACAUUAUCGGAGCGAUUGGCAAAAAGGUGGUCGAGAGCGCCACAAAGUCUGCUGCUGGUGCUGGUGCUGGUGCUGGUGCUCCUGAGGGCGGCGUUGGUCUUGCUGCUGCCAAGGAAGUCAAGGCGCGGGUCGUGAGCUCGGGCACAAGUGGCAGCAGUGGCAGCAGUAGUGAACGCGCGGCCGUGGCUUCGUCGUCAUCGUCAACGGCGUCGUCAUCGUCCGACGCAGCGGGGAGUGCGCAGUCGGCGUGGUCGCUUGCACAGUCGCUGCUGGGAACGCUCGGUGGCCGCGCUGGAGCCGGCGCAGGUGGCGGCGCAGGGAUUCCCGGGAUGGACACGUCCAAGCUGCUGAUGGGCCUCUUCCGCUUGUCGUCUGAGACGCGUGCUGAGCUCACACGGCAUGUCAGUGACCCGACAGUCAUGAAGCUCAUGCAAGAAAUCCAACCCAUGGCCAAGGAUCCCGCAAAGCUCGUGCAGUAUAUCAGCAGCCAGCCCCCGCACGUCGUCGAGAAGCUCACCAAGCUCUCCACCUUCGUCGCGGGCAACAAAGAGCUGCGAGACUUGUUCGAGUCGACCAUUAGAAAGUGAACACGAAAGGGAGUGUUGCGCUGUACUGUAGAAUUGUAGUCAUAAAAGACUGGGAGUUGAAACUUUGGAUUGUGCUCCAGGUGCAAAGCCUUGACAUGAAGCGGGGAGAAAACGCCAGGGUGUACAGUAUAUGUGUGUACAGUUGAAAAUGUUAAUUACAGAGAGAGUCACAA